Molecule: messenger RNA, 1222 nt
Organism: Phycodurus eques (leafy seadragon)
Lineage: Eukaryota; Metazoa; Chordata; Actinopteri; Syngnathiformes; Syngnathidae
Gene: snx3
Product: sorting nexin 3
Exons: 4
Coding region: 41-529 (162 amino acids)
Biological process (GO): endocytic recycling; late endosome to Golgi transport
Cellular component (GO): early endosome membrane; retromer complex
Molecular function (GO): phosphatidylinositol-3-phosphate binding
Source: RefSeq, a predicted model, not a curated record
UUGACAGUGCGGCUAGCUUCGAUAAAGAGCAGCGUUAGAAAUGGCUGACACCAUAGCUGAUACAAGAAGGCUCUUUACCAAGCCUCAGAACCUCAACGACGCGUAUGGACCACCGAGUAACUUUCUAGAGAUUGACGUGAGCAACCCCGAGACAAUCGGGGUUGGAAGGGGCAGACACACAACGUACGAAGUCAGACUGAAGACUAACCUUCCCAUCUUCAAGCUGAAGGAGUCGAGUGUACGGAGACGCUACAGUGACUUUGAGUGGCUCAGGGCAGAGUUGGAGAGGGAGAGCAAGGUUGUUGUGCCACCCCUCCCGGGUAAAGCGCUGAUCCGACAGCUGCCCUUCCGAGGGGAUGAUGGGAUAUUUGAUGACUCUUUCAUAGAGGAGAGGAGACAAGGUCUGGAGCAGUUCCUAAACAAAGUGGCCGGUCACCCUCUGGCCCAGAACGAACGGUGCCUGCACAUGUUUCUACAGGAUGAGUCUGUGGACAAGCACUACACCCCAUCCAAAGUCAGACAAGCUUAAGAAAGAGAGAAUAUGGCGCAGCCAACCUUCCCGCCCGCCCUCAUCUGACUUGGCCCGCCCUCUCAGCCAAGCCCAGACCACUGAAUCCAAAGCGCUCCCUCUCCCUCUUCACUGCUUCUGUUUCUUCUCAGACAAUUAAGAAUUCUAAGAUAAAUCCCCCCACCCAACACCCAUUCCCCAAAUAUAUAUAUAUCGCUCAUUAUCCCCUCUAAGUUACCUCAUCCCCUUUUUAUUUUCCCUCUUUUAAUAGCAGAGAAUGUUCACAACAUCACGUGGUCCCUCGAUGUCUGGAAAUGCCACUAACAUGGGUGUAUAAUUGUAUUUAUCAUUAGCUAUUUGUUGAAUAUAUUCAUUUUUGUAGUAACUUUGAGCAGUUACAUGUAUGCAAAGCUCUUGUCAGACCAACAGCCGCCUCCAUUGUAUCGUCAAUACUGGCAUGUCGCACACUAGUGGGCCAUGAAAUUUAAAAAAUGUCAACCCCACCAAAAAAGGAAGCAUGUGUGUGCGUGUGUGUCCAUGUCCAGCAACCAGCACUUGCCCCGUUAUCACCAUUGCUUUUUCUAGGAUGUCAAUUUACACAGAGGGAACUGCAGUAUUUCUACUAGCUAUUUACGCAUUUUGAGAUUUAUAUACUGCUGUGCCAUUUUUUUUGUUUAUUUUGAAGAUUUUCCAAUAAAAUAGGUGAAAUGUCAA